Molecule: messenger RNA, 3282 nt
Organism: Lodderomyces parapsilosis
Lineage: Eukaryota; Fungi; Ascomycota; Pichiomycetes; Serinales; Debaryomycetaceae
Gene: SLN1
Product: Sln1p
Exons: 1
Coding region: 1-3282 (1093 amino acids)
Biological process (GO): protein autophosphorylation; phosphorelay signal transduction system
Cellular component (GO): membrane
Molecular function (GO): histidine phosphotransfer kinase activity; phosphorelay sensor kinase activity
Source: RefSeq, a predicted model, not a curated record
AUGAGAAGGCUUAAGAUAGGGAUACGACCGCAGCUUAUAGUCCUUGUGUGUUUUGCGUCGUUGUUUUCCCUUUUGAUACUAGGUAUUGUUACGGGGCUAUAUUUUAGUGAAAAUCUCACUCAGCUGAGGUCCGAGCGGUUAUACGUUAUAUCACAGUUGAAAUCUACACAGGUUGAACAAGCAUUAUCAUUCAUUGCAUAUCAAGUCGGUACAUUAUCAGCCAUUGAUGCAAUCACCACGCCACUUUCACAAUACAGAGCAGGUAACAAUUCCAAUGCAGUAUUCACCAGUGCUCAAAACACUUUAGACCAGUUUAUGUCAUCUACCGAAACUUUUGCUGCCGCUCGACUAUACAACUUGGACUUACAGGUGCUGGCCAGUUCAUACAACAAUGCAACAAUUGUUUCCCAAUACGCGGCUGACAACUUGUUUCCAUUAGCACAAAAUAGUUCCAUCCCACCAGCGCUACUAAAUUCAAGCGGGUCCGAUUUCUACUUUACUGGACCUAUAGCCAAUGACUCAAGCGAUAUCUACAGUCCAUAUUUCAUUGGAGUGACGCUUCCGGUUUACACCAAUUCCUCCAUUAUCAUUGAUAAGCCGUAUGUUGCAGGGUAUUUAUCAAUCAUUGCUAGUGCACAAGCAAUUCAAGAUGCUUUGAAUUCCACAACUGAAGACUACAAUGUAAUUGCAGUGAAGCCGUUGUAUGGGGAACUCACAGACCUAAUUGAUACUUUGAACUCCAGUCAACGAGCUGAAGCUGCUAUUGGGUUUCAAUUGGUGUUUCCAGUUCUCAAUUCUUUACUAAGGCCGGGAGAGUUGUACAACAUUAACACCUCAAGCUCAGUGAGAACGGCAAUUCGAUCACCCUCGGGUACAUCAACAAACGUUAAAUCCUAUUCAGGAGCCAGCGUUGCCAUAGGAUAUAGACAAAUUAUGCAAAACAAUCUUUUAUGGUCAAUCGUGGUGAUCCAACAGAAAUCAGUUUUCAAUGCUCCUGUAAAUAAAUUGAAAAAAAUCAUUAUUGGCGUUGUUUUUGGAAUUGCAGUCUUUAUGUGUUUGAUUACAUUCCCCUUGGCCGUGUGGUUUAUCCGACCGAUAACUCAAUUACAAAACUCAGCUGAGUACAUUUCAAAAUAUAGGAAGGAAAGGAUACUAAACGAAAAGACCACCCAUGAUUCGAGAAACAAUAGUGUUGCGUCAACUGCCACUUCCACGUCAGGAUUUUCAACCGCUGUACGACUACCAGCACGCAUUCACACUUCAAAAAAGUUUUUCAAGGAUGAAUUGACUGAACUUUCAGAAGCUUUUAAUAUAAUGACUGAGGAAUUAGACAAGCAAUACAGCUUGUUGGAGGAGCGAGUUAAGCUUCGUACGCGAGAGUUGGAGGCGUCCAAGAUCCAAGCCGAAGCAGCAAAUGAAGCCAAAACGGUGUUUAUUGCAAACAUAUCACACGAGCUCAGAACACCAUUGAAUGGUAUCCUCGGAAUGACGUCAAUUGCAAUGGAGGAAGAUGAUCAAGAAAAAAUACACGAGUCGUUGAAGUUGAUAUAUCGUUCCGGGGAGUUGUUACUCCAUAUUUUGACCGAGUUGUUGACCUACUCGAAAAAUACCCUUAAUAGGUCUAAAUUGGAGAAAUCAAAUUUUCAAAUCCUUGAAAUUGUUUAUCAGAUUAAUUCAAUUUUUAAUAAGCUAGCUGUUGAUCAGCGAGUUAAUUUCAAAAUUGUGGUGAAACCAUGCUUAUUCAGGAAACUAAUUCUUUAUGGUGAUUCCAAUAGGAUCAUCCAGAUCAUUAUGAACUUGGUCUCUAAUGCGCUAAAGUUUACCCCUGUUGAUGGGUCAGUUGAUGUCAUUUUCAAAUUGCUCGGUGAGUAUGACCUUGACAAGUCAGCAGCCUGUGAUUUCACCAAAGUGUAUUUAAUGCACGACAAAAAAAGAAGACCACACUCUUCAAAUUACAAUACCGAUUCCACUUUGGUGCAAACUCCGCCAGCGGCCAAGUCAAUCGACCCAAAAAGUGAUAACGAUGCAGACGAUGAUACACAUAGUAUCGCCACCAUUUCAACAAUUCAGUACGAAAAUGCCUUGUUUGAACAACAAUUUUCCAUCAAACAACUGUCAUCAAGGUCGUCGCUUAAAUCAGAUGACGAAUCCGACGUUAAGUCAGAAUUCAUUAUGCCAAGUGCAAAAGACUUUAAAUCGUACCCCACAAUGAAUAAAAAGGAAACCGACAAGGGUCACAAGGCGUUCAAAAUUAAAAGCAUGCAUCAUCCAAAGACAUGGGUUAUUCAGAUUGAAGUUCGUGAUACUGGAUCCGGUAUUGACCCAGCAUUACAAGAAAAAGUGUUUGAGCCAUUUGUUCAAGGGGAUCAAACAUUGAGUAGAAGCUAUGGUGGAACUGGAUUGGGAUUGAGUAUAUGCCGACAAUUGGCAACAAUGAUGAAAGGAACACUUACAUUGAAAUCUGCAAUUGGAAAGGGGUCUGCAUUCACAUUGACGAUUCCAUUGCCACAAACUGGGGAAAUUCUAAUUCCACCCGAGGACCUUGAGGCCUUUUGUGAUGACGAGUUUAAUCCAAAUUCCAAACUGAAUAGGAAAGUUGCAUUUGAGGAUGAUAAUAUUAGUGAUGAGGACACCACUGAAUUGACUAGAGGUCGAAAAUCAUCAACACUCAAAUUGAAGCCAUCAACUGUUGCAUUUGCUAGGGGUUCAACCGGUACAGCACAAUCUUCUGAUGCUGGUGUCAACAGCGGAACUCACAGCACUGUUUCCACACCAUCGGGAUCAUUGGUCACUACUCCACCAACUUUGCACAACCAUUUGUCCGAUAUCAAGAUUCUUGUUGCUGAAGACAACCAAGUCAAUCAGGAAGUGAUCAAACGAAUGUUAAAACUUGAAGGAUUUUCCAACUUGGUUAUGGCGGCAAAUGGGGCUGAGGCAGUGGAGCUAGUCGAACAAUCCAUGAACUCUACAGAGGAACAGCUGCUGCAACCAUUUGACUUGGUGUUUAUGGAUAUUCAAAUGCCCAUAAUGGAUGGUAUCACAGCAGUCACCAAGAUUCGACAGGAGUUAAAUUUCGCUAACCCGAUUAUUGCUCUCACGGCAUUUGCUGACGAAAGUAACAUAAAAGAGUGUCUCAAUUGUGGAAUGAAUGGAUUUUUAUCCAAACCCAUAAAACGCAAUAAUUUACGCAGCGUCAUAAGUAAGAAUACUAGUAUUUCGUUGCACGAGGCAGUACUUACGCCAAUGUCGGGACAUUCACAAAAGAGCUCUUAUUUUCUGUAA